AUGGCCCCCUUUCAAGGUUCCGUCUCAGUCACCCACAUCACCACCGCCACGGCGAUCAUCAACAUCGACGGUAUCCGCUUCCUUACCGACCCGGUCUUCUGCCCAGCUGGAUCCGAAUACAUUUACGAUGGAUGGGCCAAAGCCGACUGGAAUGAAUGGGGCUUCAACGGCCGCCCUCCAACCUCAACUCUGCGUAGCUUCGAGGGACCCGCACUCCAGCUCCAUGACCUGCCGCCCAUCGACGCUGUCCUCCUCAGCCAUGAAGACCACGUCGACAACCUAGACCCCCUAGGCCGACAGCUGCUCGAUGGCCGUCGCGUCUACACCACGCCAGACGGUGCCAAGAACUUGGCUCCACGACCCGGCGUCGUCGGCCUCCAACCCUGGCAGACGGUUGAAGCUUUCAUCAGCGGCAAGCACUUCCGUAUCACUGGUACGCCGUGCAAGCAUUUCCCUGGUGGGGAGGUCACCGGUUUUAUCGUUGAAAGUGACUCUUUUGGGGUUAAUGAUGAUGGAUUGCCGAAUGUGGUGUAUUUCUCUGGGGAUACUGUUUGGAUUGAUGAGUUGGCGGAGAUUAGGAAAAAGUGGCAUGUUGCUGUGGCGGUACUGAGUUUGGGGAACGCGUUGUUUGAGUCACCGAAGGGAGUGUUGCAGAUUACGUUUGACGGGCAUCAGGCAGCACAUUUGAUGCGGACUCUUGGGGUGGAUGUUAUGGUGCCAAUUCAUUUCGAGUCGUGGGAGCAUUUUACGGAGCAUCAGGGCGAUCUGAAGCGCGUUUUCGAGGAGGAGGGUGUUCAGGCCAAAGUGUGUUGGCUGGUGCCUGGGGAGGAGAAGAUGGUCGUAUAG
This is a messenger RNA of Aspergillus luchuensis, 846 nucleotides long. RefSeq names its product MBL fold metallo-hydrolase. The transcript has a single exon. Lineage: Eukaryota; Fungi; Ascomycota; Eurotiomycetes; Eurotiales; Aspergillaceae. The record is from RefSeq and is a predicted model, not a curated record. Bases 1 to 846 code for a protein of 281 amino acids.